UCAAUGCGAUGAGGAAUACAGUAAACUGUUCUUAAAGUAUUAACUCAGUUUCUUUGCCUUGAACUAGAACCCAAUAGUUUAUUAUUGUACACUGUCUAAAUAAUAUACUCGGAAGUAAAGACUGGCAAAACUUGAUUCUCUUUACAAAAAAUAAGGAAGUAAUUCACGUCGGAAAUACUAGAAAUCCCGCGGCAUUAAAACCCCUGUCUUAACAGUUGGUUCCAGAAUCUUUUUACCAGAUUAAAUGUCCUCCGUGUCGGUUUACAUCUCCAAUAAUACAAAAAUUAAAUAUACUUCAUACACAAGGAAGACUUAUUGGGGGAAUUAAAGUGUCAUCAAUAAGAGUCGAUUCAUCAUAGUAUGGAAGAAACUGUGAUUUGAAUCCAAAUCUGCAAGGAAGAAAAUUUUGGAAUUUCAUUUCCGCUAGCUGUUUAGGUUUAUAAAGAUGCCCGCUCGUGGACGGCGUCCCCCGCUCUUUCUGAUUCGUCAUCUCGACUCUCUGACGGCGGGGAACCCCCAAAUAAGAAACUCUGUGUAACUAAGCAACGAGGAUCAGUGAUGGAUACCAAUGUGACGCUGUGGCAGUUCUUACUGGAGUUACUGGUGGGAAAUCAACACAGUGAAAUCAUUCAAUGGACGAACACAGAGGGAGAGUUUAAACUGAUAAACGCGGAAGAGGUGGCGAAACUCUGGGGACUACGUAAAAAUAAACUAAACAUGAAUUACGACAAGCUCAGCCGAGCGCUUAGAUACUAUUACGACAAAAACAUCAUUAAGAAAGUGAUGGGACAGAAGUUUGUGUACAAAUUUGUGUCAUUUCCGGAAAUUGUGAAAACGGAAAAUAAAAUCUCUUUUCGUGCAAUGAUGGAUAACAUGGCAAAAGAACAUGGGUGUGUUAUGCCACAUUUUGCCUCUUACGACAUAAAUAGAAUAAAGUCUUCUGCUACAUUUGCACUGAAUCCUGGAAACCCUGCAGCACCAACGGUUAAAACCGAAAGUCCUUAUAUCGGCAGCGUAAAGUAUCAUAGCACAAAUCCCACAUCUUCCGUAAUAAGAACCUCUCAACCUGCACCCCAGACUGUGAUGUUGAUCAAAUCAGAACCACAUUCAAUGCCUUCCUCCCCAGUGCCCAAAUCUCUGUCUCCCGCGUCGUCUGCUUCAACUGACCAGACGUCUACGUUAUCAAACGCGCGCCCAAAGCCGACCCCACUCAGUCUCUCUAUCCACGAUCCGUCUCCGCUCCUCUCCAGCGCCCUCUCCACACUUCCGAUCCCGAGUCCGAAAGUAACAAUGUCCGCCGGAUUGUCUACACCUAUGGUGCUCGCUAGUCCGGUAAUUGGCCCCAGAACGCCUUUCCUCCAUUUUUGGAGUUCCUUGAGUCCAAUUACAACGAUGAGUCCCCGUUUAGGAGGCCCUACAUCAGCUUUCCAAUUUCCGAGUUUCGCUACAAAUCACGUGACACUUUCUCCAAUGACUGCUACUUUUUCGAAUGUCGAGUCCUUGGCAACUCCCGCCUUGACGUCACCGACGAGGUCCAUUCCUUGUGUGUUAUGACCACUACAGAAGAAAGAGUCCGAUCUCUGAUUCUCCGGCUCUUCCUCGGUGCUAUUGGGACCAAUUCCACAUUUAUUAAAAAUUGUGAACAAACUACAAAAUGUAGAUGCUCAUGAUCUUCAAAGUUUUUUUUCAUGUAAUUUAUAUAUACAUUUAUAUUUGUGAUUUAUUUUUGUACGUAUGAAAACACAGAGGAUGUUUUGUU
Saccostrea cuccullata (small rock oyster) is the source of this 1759-nucleotide messenger RNA. Its product is annotated as ETS domain-containing protein Elk-3-like. Gene Ontology annotation, biological process: cell differentiation; regulation of transcription by RNA polymerase II. Gene Ontology annotation, molecular function: sequence-specific DNA binding; DNA-binding transcription factor activity, RNA polymerase II-specific. NCBI's taxonomy places the organism in Eukaryota, Metazoa, Mollusca, Bivalvia, Ostreida, Ostreidae. The transcript is spliced from 5 exons. The record is from RefSeq and is a predicted model, not a curated record. Gene Ontology annotation, cellular component: nucleus. The coding region runs from base 559 to 1554 and encodes 331 amino acids.